Molecule: messenger RNA, 336 nt
Organism: Trichoderma citrinoviride
Lineage: Eukaryota; Fungi; Ascomycota; Sordariomycetes; Hypocreales; Hypocreaceae
Exons: 1
Coding region: 1-336 (111 amino acids)
Source: RefSeq, a predicted model, not a curated record
AUGGCUUCGGCCCUUCAAACGGACAGCUUAAUCAUGAUGCGCAAUAUCUCGACUUCCAUUGCCUACAACCCUCAGCGACAGCCUCAAAGCUAUCAAGCCAUCGCCCGCCAUCGCAACUCUGUUCGGAACUUUGCAAAUUAUGCCUCUCUUCGCAGCAAGCCGCUCAACAAUGAUGAACUCCCCUCGUUUAGCUUCGAGGGCCCGGGUAUGAGCAGGAAUGUGAAGAUCUUCGUCAUUGCCGUUCUGAGCAUUUUCGGCACCAUCGAGACUUGGGUCUGGUGCAAGGGCAUCUAUCGCUGGUGGAAUGGGGCUCAAAAAGAGGAGAAAGAAGAUUGA